Messenger RNA from Macaca mulatta (Rhesus monkey), 4563 nucleotides. RefSeq names its product phosphodiesterase 4B (gene PDE4B). NCBI's taxonomy places the organism in Eukaryota, Metazoa, Chordata, Mammalia, Primates, Cercopithecidae. Gene Ontology annotation, molecular function: 3',5'-cyclic-nucleotide phosphodiesterase activity. The record is from RefSeq and is a predicted model, not a curated record. Gene Ontology annotation, biological process: signal transduction.
AGGAGGGAAGAGCUGAGGGGCGCGUCGCCAGCGCCUGUGUCUCCCUGGCGCGGGUCCCCCAGGCUAGCCCGCUGGCCCGUCCGCGCGCGCGCUCCGCAGCCGCCCCCGGCCCGCGCGCCCCUUCCCGGGGCUCCUGGCCUCUCCUCAGCGGCUGCAGGCUCUUCGUCGCGGGCCGGGCUGCACGCGAGCGCCCUCCGGGCAGACUUUCGUCCCCCCUCCCCCGGGAGCGCGGAAGGCUCACUCCCAGCGCACGGUCUACCCGCGCCGGGUGGAGUCCCGGCGUCCAGAGAGCUGCGGCCGCGGCUGUGCAGCAGAGGCGCCUCGGGCAGGAGGAGGGCGGCUUCCGAGAGGGCAGCCUGAGGUAUUAAAAAGUGUCAGCAAAGCUGCAUUGAAUAACAGACAUCCUAAGAGGGGAUAUUUUCCACCUCUAUAAUGAAGAAAAGCAGGAGUGUGAUGACAGUGACGGCCGAUGAUAAUGUUAAAGAUUAUUUUGAAUGUAGCUUGAGUAAAUCCUACAGUUCUUCCAGUAACACACUUGGGAUCGAUCUCUGGAGAGGGAGAAGGUGUUGCUCAGGAAACUUACAGUUACCACCGCUGUCUCAAAGACAGAGUGAAAGGGCAAGGACUCCUGAGGGAGAUGGUAUUUCCAGGCCGACCACACUACCUUUGACAACGCUUCCAAGCAUUGCUAUUACAACUGUAAGCCAGGAGUGCUUUGAUGUGGAAAAUGGCCCUUCCCCAGGUCGGAGUCCACUGGAUCCCCAGGCCAGCUCUUCCUCUGGGCUGGUACUUCACACCACCUUUCCUGGGCACAGCCAGCGCAGAGAGUCAUUUCUCUACAGAUCAGACAGCGACUAUGACUUGUCACCAAAGGCGAUGUCGAGAAACUCUUCGCUUCCAAGCGAGCAACAUGGCGAUGACUUGAUUGUAACUCCUUUUGCCCAGGUCCUUGCCAGCUUGCGAAGUGUGAGAAACAACUUCACUAUACUGACAAACCUUCAUGGUACAUCUAACAAGAGGUCUCCAGCUGCUAGUCAGCCUCCUGUCUCCAGAGUCAACCCGCAAGAAGAAUCUUAUCAAAAAUUAGCAAUGGAAACGCUGGAGGAAUUAGACUGGUGUUUAGACCAGCUAGAGACCAUACAGACCUACCGCUCUGUCAGUGAGAUGGCUUCUAACAAGUUCAAAAGAAUGCUGAACCGGGAGCUGACACACCUCUCAGAGAUGAGCCGGUCAGGGAACCAGGUGUCUGAAUACAUUUCAAAUACUUUCUUAGACAAGCAGAAUGAUGUGGAGAUCCCAUCUCCCACCCAGAAAGACAGGGAGAAAAAGAAAAAGCAGCAGCUCAUGACCCAGAUAAGUGGAGUGAAGAAAUUAAUGCAUAGUUCAAGCUUAAACAAUACAAGCAUCUCACGCUUUGGAGUCAACACUGAAAAUGAAGAUCACCUGGCCAAGGAACUGGAAGACCUGAACAAAUGGGGUCUUAACAUCUUUAAUGUGGCUGGAUAUUCCCACAAUAGGCCCCUAACAUGCAUCAUGUAUGCUAUAUUCCAGGAAAGAGACCUCCUGAAGACAUUCAGAAUCUCAUCUGACACAUUUAUAACCUACAUGAUGACUUUAGAAGACCAUUACCAUUCCGACGUGGCAUAUCACAACAGCCUGCACGCUGCUGAUGUAGCUCAGUCAACCCACGUUCUCCUUUCUACACCAGCAUUAGACGCUGUCUUCACAGAUUUGGAAAUCCUGGCUGCCAUUUUUGCAGCUGCUAUCCAUGACGUUGAUCAUCCUGGAGUCUCCAAUCAGUUUCUCAUCAACACAAAUUCAGAACUUGCUCUGAUGUAUAAUGAUGAAUCUGUGUUGGAAAAUCAUCACCUUGCUGUGGGUUUCAAACUGCUGCAAGAAGAACACUGUGACAUCUUCAUGAAUCUCACGAAGAAGCAGCGUCAGACACUCAGGAAGAUGGUUAUUGACAUGGUGUUAGCAACUGAUAUGUCUAAACAUAUGAGCCUGCUGGCAGACCUGAAGACAAUGGUAGAAACGAAGAAAGUUACAAGUUCAGGCGUUCUUCUCCUAGACAACUAUACUGAUCGCAUUCAGGUCCUUCGCAACAUGGUGCACUGUGCAGACCUGAGCAACCCCACCAAGUCCUUGGAAUUGUAUCGGCAAUGGACAGACCGCAUCAUGGAGGAAUUUUUCCAGCAGGGAGACAAAGAGCGGGAAAGGGGAAUGGAAAUUAGCCCAAUGUGUGAUAAACACACAGCUUCUGUGGAAAAAUCCCAGGUUGGUUUUAUCGACUACAUUGUCCAUCCAUUGUGGGAGACCUGGGCAGAUUUGGUACAGCCUGAUGCUCAGGACAUUCUCGAUACCUUAGAAGAUAACAGGAACUGGUAUCAGAGCAUGAUACCUCAAAGUCCCUCACCACCACUGGACGAGCAGAACAGGGACUGCCAGGGUCUGAUGGAGAAGUUUCAGUUUGAACUGACUCUCGAUGAGGAAGAUUCUGAAGGACCUGAGAAGGAGGGAGAGGGACACAGCUAUUUCAGCAGCACAAAGACGCUUUGCGUGAUUGAUCCAGAAAACAGAGAUUCCCUGGGAGAGACUGACAUAGACAUUGCAACAGAAGACAAGUCCCCAGUUGAUACAUAAUCCCCCUCUCCUUGUGGAGAUGAACAUUCUCCCCUUGAUGAGCAUGCCAGCUAUGUGGUAGGGCCAGCCCACCAUGGGGGCCAAGACCUGCACAGGACAAGGGCCACCUGGCCUUUCAGUUACUUGAGUUUGGAGUCAGAAUGCAAGAUCAGGAAGCAAAGAGCAGCUCAGGAAAUCCCACGGUUGACUUGCCUUGCUGGCAAGCUUGGUGGAGAGGGCUGAAGCUGUUGCUGGUGGCCGGUUCUGAUCAAGACACAUGGCUUGAAAAUGGAAGACACAAAACUGAGAGAUCGUUCUGCACUAAGUUUCGGGAACUUAUCCCCGAUAGUGACUGAACUGACUGACUAAUAACUUCAUUUAUGAAUCUGCUCACUUGUCCCUUUGUCUGCCAACCUGUGUGCCUUUUUUGUAAAACAUUUUCAUGUCUUUAAAAUGCCUGUUGAAUACCUAGAGUUUAGUAUCAACUUCUACACAGACAAGCUUUCAAAGUUGACAAACUUUUUUGACUCUUUCUGGAAAAGGGAAAGAAAAUAGUCUUCCUUCUUUCUUGGGCAAUAUCCUUCACUUUACUACAGUUACUUUUGCAAACAGACAGAAAGGAUACACUUCUAACCACAUUUUACUUCCUUCCCCUGUUGUCCAAUCCAACUCCACAGCCACUCAUAACUUCUCUCUGUUUGCUUGCCUUCAACAAUACUUUUUCUCCUCUGGAGUUUAACUUUUUGCUGUAAACAGAAUAAAAUUUAACAAAUUAGGGGGUAGAAAGGAGCAGUGGUGUCAUUCACCAUAAGAGUGUGCAUAGCACUAAGCAGUGUGCCCUGCUGUGUCUUGGACCCUGCCCCUGACAGGAGUUGUACAGUCCCUGGCCCUGUUCCCUACCUCCUCUUUUCACCCAGUUACGCUGUUUUCAAUGUAAUGCUGCCGUCCUUCUCUUGCACUGCCUUCUGCGCUAACACCUCCAUUCCUGUUUAUAACCGUGUAUUUAUUACUUAAUGUAUAUAAUGUAAUGUUUUGUAAGUUAUUAAUUUAUAUAUCUAACAUUGCCUGCCAAUGGUGGUGUUAAAUUUGUGUAGAAAACUCUGCCUAAGAGUUACGACUUUUUCUUGUAAUGUUUUGUAUUGUGUAUUAUAUAACCCAAACAUCACUUAGGAGAGACAUACGGCCCCCUUGGCAGAGAGGACAGGGGUGGGCUUUUGUUCACAGGGUCUGCCCUUUCCCUGCCUGAGUUGCUACUUCUGCACAACCCCUUUAUGAACCAGUUUUGGAAACAAGAUUCUCACAUUAGAUGCUAAAUGGUUUAUACUGAGCUUUUACUUUUGUAUAGCUUGAUAGGGGCAGGGGGCAAUGGGAUGUAGUUUUUACCCAGGUUCUAUCCAAAUCUGUGUGGGCAUGAGUUGGGUUAUAACUGAGUCCUACUAUCAUUGUGGCUUUGGUUCAAAAAGCAACACUACAUUUGCUCACAGAUGAUUCUUCUGAAUGCUCCCAAACUACUGACUUUGAAGAGCUAGCCUCCUGCCUGCCAUUAAGCAGGAAUGUCGUGUUCCAAUUCAUUACGAAAGAAAACAAUGAAACAAUGUGAAUUUUUAUAAUAAAAUGUGAACUGAUGUAGCAAAUUAUGCAAAUGUGAAGCCUCUUCUGAUAACACUUGUUAGGCCUCUUGCUGAUGUCAGUUUCAGUUUGUAAAAUAUGUUUCAUGCUUUCAGUUCAGCAUUGUGACUCGGUAAUUACAGAAAAUGGCACAAAUGUGCAUGACCAAUGGGUUUGUGUGUCUAUGAACACUGCAUUGUUUCAGGUGAACAUUUGAUCGUUUUCAAACGUUUCUCACAAUGUAUGUUAUAGUAUUAUUAUUAUAUAUUGUGUUCAAAUGCAUUCUAAAGAGACUUUUAUAUGAGGUGAAUAAACAAAAGCAUGAUUAGAUUA